Messenger RNA from Erigeron canadensis, 3390 nucleotides. RefSeq names its product leucine-rich repeat receptor-like serine/threonine-protein kinase BAM1. Gene Ontology annotation, biological process: protein phosphorylation. The record is from RefSeq and is a predicted model, not a curated record. The coding region runs from base 157 to 3195 and encodes 1012 amino acids. Gene Ontology annotation, molecular function: receptor serine/threonine kinase binding; ATP binding; protein kinase activity. NCBI's taxonomy places the organism in Eukaryota, Viridiplantae, Streptophyta, Magnoliopsida, Asterales, Asteraceae. The transcript has 2 exons.
ACUUUCAAAUAACACACUCUCACUCACUAUCUCUACUCCCUUCCUACAUCUUCACCCACUCCCCCCCUCCAUUUUCACCAAACAAACAAAAAACACAGUGUGUGUUUUUCACUGUGUGUUCUCUUCUCCAAACAAAACACACACAACAACAUAAACAUGAAACAACUUCUCCUAUUUCUUCUCCUCCUUUUUUUCAAUCUCAUUUCUUCCAAAUCAACAACAAUCCAUUCAUUACCAGAAUACAAAGCCCUUCUAUCCCUCAAAUCCUUCAUCACAGAUGACCCCCAAUCAUCCCUCGCCACGUGGAACAUCUCUACCUCUCACUGUACCUGGUCUGGUGUCACGUGCGAUUCUCGCCGUCACGUGACCGCUCUUGACCUUUCCGGCCUUAACCUCACAGGUACUCUUUCUUCCGACAUUGGUUACCUUCGCCGUCUUGUUAACCUCACCGUCGCCGCCAACAAUUUCGCCGGAAUUAUCCCGUCGGAAAUCUCCGCUAUUUCCGGCCUCCGUGUUCUUAACCUGUCGAACAAUAUUUUCAAUGAAACUUUCCCGCCGGAACUUUCUGGUUUGAAAUCUCUUGAAAUACUUGAUUUGUACAACAACAACAUGACCGGCGAACUUCCGGUCGCCGUCGCCGGAAUGACGAACCUCCGUCACCUCCACCUCGGCGGAAACUACUUCUCCGGCGUCAUUCCACCGCAAUACGGCAGCCUUCCGCUUCUCGAAUACCUCGCCGUCUCCGGUAACGAACUCAAUGGACCUAUACCGCCGGAGAUCGGAAACCUAACAAACUUACAACACCUCUACCUCGGUUACUACAACGCUUACACCGGCGGCAUUCCACCGGAAAUCGGAAACUUAACUAAUUUAAUCCGGUUCGACGCCGCUAACUGUGGCCUCUCCGGCGAACUUCCGCCGGAGAUCGGAAAACUUCAAAACCUAGAUACUUUAUUUCUUCAAGUCAACAGUUUGACCGGAUCUUUGACUAACUCACUUGGAGACUUAAAAAGUUUAAAAUCAAUGGAUCUAUCAAACAAUAUAUUCACAGGUGAAAUUCCAGAUUCAUUUCAAUAUCUUAAAAACCUUACAUUACUUAAUUUAUUUCGUAACAAACUUACCGGUUCAAUACCGGCAUUUGUCGGUGAAUUACCGGAACUUGAAGUUUUACAGCUUUGGGAAAACAAUUUUACCGGUAGCAUUCCGGUAAAUUUAGGUAAAAAUGGGAAGUUACAGUUACUAGAUCUGUCUUCAAAUAAGUUAACAGGAUCAUUACCUGAUAGUUUAUGUAGUGGUAACAAACUUGAAACAAUUAUAGCCUUAGGGAACUUUUUAUUUGGGGGGAUACCCGAAUCUUUAGGUCAAUGUCAAUCGUUGACUCGAAUCCGAAUGGGAGAGAAUUUUCUCAACGGUUCGAUUCCGAAAGGGCUUUUUAGUUUGCCUAAUUUAUCACAAGUUGAGUUACAGAAUAAUUUGUUGAGUGGUGAGUUUCCUGUGACUGAAUUUGUUUCGGAUAGUUUGGGUCAGGUUAGUUUGUCGAAUAAUCGGUUGAGUGGUGAGUUGCCUGCUAGUAUAAGUAAUUUUUCGGGUGUGCAGAAGUUGUUACUUGAUGGAAAUAGGUUUACUGGUAGGAUUCCUGGUGAGAUUGGGAAGUUACAGCAGUUGUCUAAGAUUGAUUUUAGUCAUAAUAGUUUGUCUGGUGUGAUUGCGCCGCAGAUUAGUGAAUGUAAGUUGUUGACGUAUGUGGAUCUUAGUAGGAACCAGCUUUCGGGUGAGAUACCUACUGAGAUUACUGGAAUGCAUAUUUUGAAUUAUUUGAAUGUGUCUCGGAAUCAUUUGGUUGGGAGUAUUCCAGUGUCUAUUGCGUCAAUGCAGAGCUUGACGUCUGUUGAUUUUUCAUAUAAUAAUUUGUCGGGUUUGGUUCCUGGAACGGGUCAGUUUAGUUACUUUAACUACACUUCGUUUUUGGGGAACUCGGAUCUUUGUGGACCGUAUUUAGGACCUUGUAAAGAAGGUUUGGCCAAUGGUACUCAUGAACCACGUUCUAAAGGACUGUCGGCUUCUGUGAAACUUUUGCUUGUUAUCGGUUUGCUUCUUUGCUCUAUUGCUUUUGCUGUUGCAGCGAUAGUCAAAGCUCGAUCAAUCAAGAAAGCAACCAAAGCUAGAGCUUGGAAGCUUACCGCUUUCCAACGGCUGGAUUUUACUUGUGAUGAUGUUCUUGAUAGUUUGAAGGAAGAUAACAUAAUCGGAAAAGGUGGAGCUGGGAUUGUAUACAAAGGUGUAAUGCCAAACAAUGAGCUUGUUGCAGUCAAGAGACUGCCGGCUAUAACUCGUGGUUCUUCACAUGAUCAUGGAUUCAAUGCCGAGAUCCAGACUUUAGGGAGGAUUAGACAUAGGCAUAUUGUGAGGUUGUUAGGGUUUUGCUCAAACCACGAGACGAAUUUGUUGGUGUAUGAGUACAUGCCUAAUGGAAGUUUAGGAGAAAUGCUUCAUGGAAAGAAAGGAGGUCAUUUGCAUUGGGAUACUAGAUAUAAGAUUGCUGUUGAAGCUGCAAAGGGACUUUGCUAUUUACAUCAUGAUUGCUCGCCCUUGAUCCUCCACCGUGACGUGAAAUCCAACAACAUUCUUUUGGAUUCUGGUUUUGAAGCUCAUGUUGCUGAUUUUGGACUCGCCAAGUUCUUGCAGGAUUCGGGUACCUCCGAAUGCAUGUCUGCAAUUGCUGGUUCUUAUGGUUAUAUUGCCCCAGAAUAUGCUUACACGCUUAAGGUUGAUGAAAAGAGUGAUGUGUAUAGUUUCGGGGUGGUUCUUUUGGAACUAGUAACAGGGAAGAAACCAGUUGGUGAAUUCGGGGAUGGGGUAGACAUUGUACAAUGGGUUAGAAAAAUGACAGGCGGCAACAAAGAAGGUGUUCUUCAAAUAUUGGAUUCGAGACUCUCGACUGUUCCAAUUCAUGAGGUAAUGCACUUGUUUUAUGUAGGGAUGUUAUGUGUUGAAGAACAAGCCGUUGAACGCCCUACCAUGAGAGAAGUUGUUCAAAUGUUAACAGAGCUUCCAAAGCCUCCAAACUCCACAACUACAAGCACAACCACCACCACUACUGAAUUACCUCCACCAUCACCCACCAUGGGAUCCCCGUCAAACGAUGGCAAAGAAAACCAAGAACAAAACCAGCCACCAGAUCUUCUAAGCAUCUGAAAAGACUUUCUUUGGUUGGUCUGAAAGUUGUAUGAAAUUGGUUAUUUGGGGUUAGCUUUAAUUUUUAGGCCUUUUACUUUUAAUGUUGAAUUAAGGAACCAUGAAGGUUGUUAUGGUAUGUUUAGAAACUAAUUUGUGCAUAGUAAUAUUGGUUGGGGAAUUUCAGUUUGUGGCAACCUUUGUACUUUCUCUUCA